Molecule: messenger RNA, 3592 nt
Organism: Hemiscyllium ocellatum (epaulette shark)
Lineage: Eukaryota; Metazoa; Chordata; Chondrichthyes; Orectolobiformes; Hemiscylliidae
Product: ubiquitin carboxyl-terminal hydrolase 35-like
Exons: 11
Coding region: 382-3411 (1009 amino acids)
Biological process (GO): ubiquitin-dependent protein catabolic process; protein deubiquitination
Cellular component (GO): cytosol; nucleus
Molecular function (GO): cysteine-type endopeptidase activity; cysteine-type deubiquitinase activity
Source: RefSeq, a predicted model, not a curated record
CGGAACCUUCUGGAUGUGAUGGUCCGCUCGCGCUGUCACCUGUGCCGUUGGAAUCGGAGAUGGAGCUGGGAUUGAGGCCAAAGAAUAUCUGCUGCUGCGGACAUUAGCAGCUCCCAUUGCGGAUAUACUCGGCCAAGCGGUCGCCUUGGUGAUAGUUCCCGACCUCAGGGCCGGCUUCGCGCAUUGGACUCUAAACUUAAUUUUUUAUUAUUUUUCUUGCGCCCCAGUUGUUUCUCCCCAACUGUUGGAUACGGCGUUUGGAGGUUAGAUCGAGAGCUAUGUUAUCGAACUGGCGUUAACUAAACUGCCUUUUCCCCAAGUCAGGGGCUGGCAGCAGUGUGGAUCCUCCGCCUUUAUCAUCUGCUCGGGAAUUCCAAAGACAUGGACAAGAUAUUAGAAGCCAUGCUGUUGUCCCAACAUCCAGCUUCAGUAAAACAUAGCUUUGUGAGACGUAUUUUAGAGGCAGCGAAGCAACCUCUCGACAGUAAACAGUGUUGGGCUUUGUUUGAGUUAUCUACAAAUCUUAUUCUGUUGGGUGAUACAAAAUUCAAAAAGGACGUGGGCAAAGAAGUUCUAGAGGCCUAUGCUCUGAACCACAUUUCAGAGUUUGAGAUUUAUUUUGAUGCAAAGCUUAUCUUGAAACUGAUGCAAGAUGGUUAUGGAACAUUGAACAGAAGGAGUGUUGGUAUUAUUGAGUACAUUCAACUAGGAUUGAAGUAUGUUCAAGACAAUUCUUCUGCUGAUGAAGUAUUUCAUGUCCUCCAAAUUGAACUUCUCCGAAUAGUGUGUGAGAAACCUGGAUCAAAGCUAUGCGCCAGCAUUAGUAAACUUAUUGUUGAAUUUCCCCAGUGUAUUCCCACUGGGCAGUUUCAAGUGGUAUUCUGCCAGCAACUUGUUAGAAGCAUAGGACAGUUUCAGAAUGGAUCAGAAGAGGAAGAUGAAAUAGUGGAAUUCUUGGAUCAAGUAAAUAAAGUAAGCAGCUUGUUACAGAGAGUCUGGCAAACUCAAACUGCAGCCAUUAUUCCAUCCUUGCGGGAGCUGUUUACUGUUAUUUCAUCAACAGAAGGAUCUGAGGGGCCAUCAAAUGCACUGGCCACUGUCAUCCAGUAUGUUCCGUUGGAACUCAUGGAUGGGGUCAUUCGAAACUUGACCAAUGACGACUCCAUUACAGAUAAAGAGCUGAAGACUGCUUUAACCAACAUGGUUGAUUGGCUUUCAUGGCCAUUAGCCCGAAACAUAGACAAGUGGAUUAUUGGCUUAUUGAAAGGUUUAGCUGCUGUGAAAAAAUUCAGCAUUUUGAUUGAAGUCACACUUGCAAAAAUUGAACAGGUUUUCUCCAGGUUAUUUUAUCCAAUUGUAAGGGCAGGAGCACUGGAAGUGUUGAAAUACAUGCUACUUAGUUUCCAACAUUCACCAGAAGCUUUCCACAUUCUUGUCUCUGAUAUCCCCAAAUUAGUUGUGUCACUGUCUAAAGAGGGAUCUAACUCUGGUACAUGCUGUCUUCAACAAUUAUCUGAAUUGGUGCACUGCAUGAUCUUUCGAUUUUCGGGUUUUCCUGACCUAUACGAACCUGUCAUAGAAGUACUAAAGGUCUUUCCAAUUCCAAAUGAGGAGAAAAUAAAGUAUCUGCUCAAUCAAAAUGCUUGGACAUCACAGAAGAAUGAAUUGGGACCUUUGUAUCCAAGACUUGCAACCAAAUCAGAGACUGGAAGAGUAGGGCUGGCCAACCUAGGCAAUACCUGUUACAUGAACAGUGUCAUUCAGGCCCUUUUCAUGGCUUCUGACUUCAGGCAUGCUGUACUGCUGCUGAAGGAGAAUGAUUCACAGUCAUUAAUGAUGAAACUUCAGUGGCUAUUUGCUUUCCUGGAACAUAGUCAGAGACCAGCCAUCUCCCCCAGUAGCUUUUUGAAAGCAUCUUCUCCUCCAUGGUUUAACCCAGGAGCUCAGCAGGACUGUUCAGAAUACUUAAAAUACCUGUUGGACAGGCUACAUGAGGAGGAAAAGACUGGCAAAGCAAUUUCCCACAGACUGAAACAUGCAUGCAGUGAUAGCCAUUUAGAAGAUAAAAUCCCUGGGAAAACAUUAAUAGAAAGAAUGUUUGGUGGAAAGAUGGUGACCAAGAUCCAUUGUUAUCGCUGUCGUAAUGUUUCUUUCCGAGAAGAAGUUUUUACAGAUCUGUCCUUGGCUUUUCCACCACAUAGUAAGGUUCUGCAGCAAUCUGGCAGUUCAUAUGACUCUAAUCUUUCAACAGAGAUGGCAGGUUCUGGUAAUAUGACAUCUCAAACUAAAGCACAACAGAAGGCUACUAAAUCUCCAAUUAAGCAAAAGCAAACAAAAUCUAAAGAGCCUUCUGUACGUGUUGUGCCGUUUGAAAUAUUAGGUUCCCAUGCAAAAGAGAAAAAAGAUGAUCCUCCUUACUCUAAAGUAAAGAAAGAUGAUAGUUCCUAUGCAUUUAGCUCCAUGCUAAAGAAUGACUUUGCAAUUGCCACAGGGGAGAAAGCAUGUGAUUCGCCAAGUUCUAGAUCUGUGUCUGACCUCAUAAAUUACUUUCUUUCACCAGAAAUGCUGUCUGGUGACAAUAGAUAUUACUGUGAUAAAUGCACCUCUUUACAAGAAGCAGAAAAAGUAGUUGAAUUAACAAGGAGUCCACAUUAUCUCAUUUUGACCUUGUUAAGGUUUUCCUUUGACCUCAUAACAAUGAGACGGAAAAAAAUUCUGGACAAUGUAUCAAUUCCAUUAGUUCUCAAACUACCCAUUAGGAUUGCCACAGAAAAAGAUGAACAAAUAAUUAAUACUGGAAAAUCGAUGUGUCAACUUGCAAGCUGGAAAUAUUUUGCAGAUGAUGCCAAAUCCUUGUCAGUUACCUAUGACCUUUGCUGUGUCGUGGUGCACUCUGGAAUAUCUUCUGAAAGUGGACAUUAUUAUUGCUAUGGCAGAGAAUGUGUUCCUACUAACUCUGAAAUUGGCUCAAGAGUUAUUUUGGAAGCUGAUAGUAAAGCUGGUGAUCAGUGGUAUUUAUACAAUGAUACUAGAGUUUCAUUUUCAUCUUUUGAAUCUGUCAGCAAUGUUACAAAUUACUUUCCCAAAGAUACUGCUUAUGUGUUAUUCUACAGACAACGAGGAACUAAACAUACAUGCUUAGAUGAUGAACAUACUUCAGCUAGUGUUAGAUUGCAUGGAGAAGCAGCAUUAAGCAAAGAGCUAAUGGAAGCAAUUGCCAAGGACAAUAUACAGUAUUUACAGGAAGAAGAAAAGGAAGCAAGGAAAAAAUCUGACCGUCUCCCACUUGCUACCACGCCAGUGUGGUGGAGGCGAUUUGAUGAUGAUGAAAAUGGAGGUUCUUCUGGAAGUUGCGGUCCAGCUGCUGGGAGAGGCAGUGAUUUGGGGUCAUUUGGACGUUUAAUUUUCUAAAUAUAAUUAUUAGCUUCUUCAUUCUCUACCUCAGUUAAACCACUUACUUAGAAAAGGCUGCAUGACUUAGUCUUUGAAGAGACCAAAAGAGACUUGCCUUUCAGGCUGCUCAAAACGUUUUCCUGCAAUAGCUUUCUGCUUUGUAUUGUUAAUUAAGUAACAACUGGCAAUUUGUGGAAUU